Rhinopithecus roxellana (golden snub-nosed monkey) is the source of this 2238-nucleotide messenger RNA. RefSeq names its product eukaryotic elongation factor, selenocysteine-tRNA specific (gene EEFSEC). The coding region runs from base 61 to 1851 and encodes 596 amino acids. The record is from RefSeq and is a predicted model, not a curated record. The transcript has 7 exons. Gene Ontology annotation, biological process: selenocysteine incorporation. NCBI's taxonomy places the organism in Eukaryota, Metazoa, Chordata, Mammalia, Primates, Cercopithecidae. Gene Ontology annotation, molecular function: GTP binding; GTPase activity; translation elongation factor activity.
UACCGAGGGAGGUGAGGGGUGGGCCGGGCUGGUGUCCGAGGCGGCUGCGGCGGCGGCAGUAUGGCAGGGCGGCGAGUUAACGUGAACGUGGGCGUGCUGGGCCACAUCGACAGCGGCAAGACGGCGCUGGCGCGGGCGCUAAGCACCACAGCCUCCACCGCCGCCUUUGACAAGCAGCCGCAGAGCCGCGAGCGCGGCAUCACGCUAGACCUGGGCUUCUCGUGCUUCUCGGUGCCGCUGCCCGCGCGCCUGCGGUCGUCUUUGCCCGAGUUCCAGGCAGCGCCCGAGGCCGAGCCCGAGCCCGGCGAGCCACUGCUUCAGGUCACGCUGGUCGACUGCCCCGGGCACGCCUCCCUCAUCCGGACCAUCAUCGGCGGGGCCCAGAUCAUUGAUCUGAUGAUGCUGGUCAUCGAUGUAACCAAGGGGAUGCAGACCCAGUCAGCGGAAUGCCUUGUGAUCGGCCAGAUUGCCUGCCAGAAGCUGGUUGUGGUGCUGAACAAAAUAGACCUCUUAGCUGAAGGAAAGAGACAGGCAGCAGUUGAUAAAAUGACCAAGAAAAUGCAGAAGACCCUAGAGAACACGAAGUUCCGAGGUGCACCGAUUAUACCCGUGGCGGCCAAGCCGGGGGGACCAGAGGCCCCCGAAACUGAAGCUCCACAGGGCAUUCCAGAGCUCAUUGAGCUCCUGACGUCCCAGAUUUCUAUCCCGAUGAGAGACCCCUCGGGACCGUUCCUCAUGUCUGUGGACCACUGUUUCUCCAUCAAAGGCCAAGGCACUGUGAUGACAGGGACCAUCCUCUCAGGCUCCAUCAGCCUCGGUGACAGUGUGGAGAUCCCUGCCCUCAAGGUGGUGAAGAAGGUAAAGUCCAUGCAGAUGUUCCACAUGCCCAUCACUUCAGCUAUGCAAGGAGACCGGCUGGGUAUCUGCGUCACCCAGUUUGACCCCAAGCUGCUGGAGCGCGGGUUGGUGUGUGCCCCUGAGUCCCUGCAUACUGUCCAUGCGGCCCUCAUCUCUGUGGAAAAGAUACCAUAUUUCCGGGGGCCCCUGCAAACCAAGGCCAAGUUCCACAUUACAGUGGGCCAUGAAACAGUCAUGGGCCGGUUGAUGUUCUUCACCCCUGCUCCAGAUAACUUUGACCAGGAGCCUAUACUGGACUCUUUCGACUUCUCUCAAGAAUACCUCUUCCAGGAGCAGUACCUAUCCAAGGAUUUGGCACCAGCAGUGACAAACAAUGAUGAGGCCGACAAGAAGGCCGGCCAGGCCACAGAGGGCCGUUGUCCUCGGCAGCAGUGGGCCCUGGUGGAGUUUGAGAAGCCUGUCACCUGCCCUCGGCUGUGCCUGGUGAUUGGCUCCAGGCUAGAUGCGGACAUUCACACCAACACGUGCCGGCUAGCCUUCCAUGGCAUCCUGCUCCAUGGGCUGGAGGACAGGAACUAUGCUGACAGCUUCCUGCCCAGGCUGAAGGUGUACAAGCUGAAGCACAAGCAUGGCCUCGUGGAGCGGGCGAUGGAUGACUACAGUGUGAUCGGCCGCUCCCUGUUUAAAAAGGAGACCAACAUCCAGCUCUUCGUGGGGCUCAAGGUGCACCUGUCCACUGGAGAACUGGGCGUCAUCGACAGUGCCUUCGGCCAGAGUGGCAAGUUCAAGAUCCAUAUUCCAGGUGGCCUCAGCCCUGAGUCCAAGAAGAUCCUGACACCUGCCCUCAAGAAGCGGGCCCGGGCCGGCCGCGGGGAGGCUACCAGGCAGGAGGAGAACGCUGAGCGAAGCGAGCCCUCACAGCACGUGGCACUCAGCCUGACUUUCAAGCGUUAUGUCUUCGACACCCACAAGCGCAUGGUCCAGUCUCCCUGAGUGUCCAGUGACCUCCCCCAGGGCCUCCUUGCCCAGCCCAGUCCAGGCUGCUGUGCCAAAUCCCAACCAGUCAUGCCUCAACCUCUCCCAGUCUCUCCCUGCAGUCCUGCAGCAGCAGCCCCCACCCCCAGGAUUGGUGCUCAGCCCUGGUGAGGAGCUGAGGGGGAUGUAUUGCCGGGGCCAGGAGGGUCUGUCCUCCAGCCCCUGCACACUCCCACCCAGGACAGCCACCAGCCCAACUAGGAAAGGGCCUUGGGCAGAGGGCUGGUAGCCAGUGUCUUCCACUGCCCCAUUUGUUGGCCACCUGCAGGCCCGUCUCACCCCUCCCCCAGGUGGGCAGACCCUUGACGGCUACAAAUAAAUGUCCCAUGGCCCCAGCCCACUCUA